Alternaria infectoria is the source of this 7257-nucleotide messenger RNA. RefSeq lists its product as uncharacterized. Gene Ontology annotation, biological process: protein deubiquitination. The record is from RefSeq and is a predicted model, not a curated record. The transcript is spliced from 8 exons. Lineage: Eukaryota; Fungi; Ascomycota; Dothideomycetes; Pleosporales; Pleosporaceae. Gene Ontology annotation, cellular component: cytosol; nucleus. Gene Ontology annotation, molecular function: cysteine-type endopeptidase activity; cysteine-type deubiquitinase activity. The coding region runs from base 1 to 7257 and encodes 2418 amino acids.
AUGACCGCGCCGGAAAACGACACAGUGCAGCCUGUCGCUGCAGACGAGCCGCCAACCACCGCCUCUGCCUCGCCGCCGCGCCGCGACUCGAUUGAAGACGCCGACGCAAGCUUCACCCGCAAACGCCCCCGCCUACACAGCGGGAGCAACAGUCUAUGCGCUAUGCCUACCGACCCACAAACUCCCGUCAACACCGCCAUGUCGCCCUCGGAAAAGCAGGUAGAAAUGACAAUACGCUCACACCCGCCCUCUUCCCCGGUACACGGUGGAGAUGAGGACUACACCAAUCCUGACAACUUCCUCGAGGCUGCUUCUCCUACCCCGGGCCAGUCUCCAAUACUCAUUACUAGUUCCGAGGAUGAGCGCGGGAGUCCGCCCAUCAUGAUAAUAGACGACGACGAUGAAGCAGACGCCUCCUCCGUGCAUGUGGACGCAGAAGAUUAUUUUCGCCGGUUCCCCUACGCACACCACGGGAGUUACUCCACGGUUGUUCGCGACCUGGCCAACCAUGUUCAAGGAGUUGACAACGACAUCGAUCCCCACUUCUUUCCCAGCAUUUCGCAAUGGCUGACCGAUCUACCCGAGCCUGGCCCCCAGGUAGACUUACACGGUUUCUAUACGAGCAAGGCCAUGUUUUGGGACGACCUCGCUGGACUGGUGCACAAUUUGCUCUCACGCAGGGCUACGUUUAGCCACCAUUUGGAUGAUCGUCGUGCGGGCGACAUGUUUUACGCUUUCCUCAGUGCCUACGUCAGGGCAUGCUCCCUCCUCCUCCUCGCCGACGUAUGGCUACUCUCCCAACCUCGUCCCGGCGAGAUAUAUUCUUUGCCUCUUCUUAGUCAGAAGCAUAUGCGAAACUGGUAUACCAUUCUUCGCCCGGACAAGGCACCUGCAUUCGCUAUGGUGAGCAAAGAAUAUUCUGUCGAUGUUCGCAAAAUGAUCGGAUUGUUACAAAAGGAUUUUAUGGCUGCCAACGGUGCCCAAAAUAUCUUACGGCUAUCCAGCGAGGCCUUCCACCGCGUGCCAUUGAACGUGCAAACCCAGAUUGCGUUGGUUGCCGCCCCGGUCCUGACUUCAUUGGGCGGCUCGAUAUUCCAGGAUCCUAGCCCUGCGACUGACCCCAAUCGCUCCGAGUUCUGUCGCGGAAUAUUGCAAUUCUUGGAGAAAUACAUGGACGACCUCUUCGACUUGAGUAGAACCACCGAUGCUGUCUCCGCUCGAGACUUGAUUCAGUACUUUCACGCGCUAUUAUUUGAGCUCUGUCUCUGGGAGAAGGAUAUCGAAUCGGAUCUGGUGGACAAGUUCCUCGACUUCAGGAGCGUAGAUUCGCCGACUACUUCUUCUCCGACCGAAGUCGAUCGUACUGGACCCGAACACCAGUAUCGCGAUGAGCCUCAGUACUUUCCAGCUUUAGUCGCCAACGCUUGGAAGUUCAAGCUUCUGCGCCGAUACCUCACCAAAGGUAAGAUGGAUCUACGCGUCAUGAGUAUAGCCAUGAUGGAUGUCUCCUUGGUAGAGAUCUGGAGACAGUACAACAACCCCGAUUCGACAGGCGAACACCCCGUCAUGCGAUAUCUAGCCGACUUUCUGCUUUAUGGGAACGUCGUUGACUACAUUGUCAGCGUCGACUCACACCCGCAACUGAUCGCGCGCAGCGGUAACAUCGUUGGUUUUCUUGUCGUAACUAGACGUUGGACAGAUGACCAAGCGGAUGCUAUCUGGAACACCGUUGCCAAUAGUCCUGACCCUCGUGUCGUUACCGCGACACUGGCCAUGCUUAGAGCAAUCAUGCACAUGAUGAGGCCUGCAGAUCACUUGUACUUUUGUACGAAACUUUAUGAAUUGCCUAUCAGGAGCUACACCGCGGAUAUUACUCGAUUCCUGCGGGAGCUGGGCCCAAAGAUCCUGGAGAAAGCAUCACCGGAAGAUUAUGCUGCGAGAGAAGAUACUGCUAGGCCAUGGAAUGUUUGCACCCGCAUCAUCCGCGACACAAUGUGCCAGGCGGAUACGGACAAAGACAUGUUAGACCUGCAUCACGAGGCUGCUAAUUACCUGUCAGCUCUGGCUCCUAAUGUCUCUGUUGAAGAGCGCCAUUCCAUCUACAGAGAUUGUGCGGAUCACAUUUACAGUCAUUCGACGAAAGCGACUGGAAGCGCAAAAGUCAUCUACGCGCUCGCCGCACCAAUCCCUUCUGAAGACGAGAAUUUUUUCCAAAAGAAUCAGGAUGUCACACGCAAGAUUCUGGAUGAGAUCGCAUGGUUUGUCGAGACUGAGAGGAAUGCCGAAUCAUCCCUACGUCAACAAACAGCUCUAUGUUGCAGAUUGGAGCUUCUAGCACUUAUGAUCUGUUGCGCUGGGUCAGCCAUACCCGUUGAGAUGUAUGAGCAGCUGUGGGACUACACAAUCGGUACGCGUGCGCUAUCGAACACUACCAGGGAUUUGGCAUGGGCGCAAUUAUCCCAGACGCUCAAAUUCGCCCCGGACAACAACUACUGCAGACAACUUGUCUCUUCCCAUAUGGUACACAUGAACACCGGCAUUUACACGAAUGGCAUGUUCGAAUUUGUUGCCAACUAUAAUUUCCCGAUGAAGCGGCAGCUCGUGGGGACUGAUCAAGGAGAAAAGGGUGUGUUAAAGAUCCCCGGUGCAGACGUGCUGUGGUCUAUGGUUUUAUCCUCACCGGAAGGCACUAUUGAGGAUCGCGCCGCCCGUCUUCUUGCCAGUCGCUACGUACAGAUCAACGAAGCCGAUGGCGUUAUGCUAGCAGAUGUGGAAGCCGCUCAUGUCGUUCUAGUGGAAAAAUGUAUGCAGGAGAUGCAUUCGGCAUGCAGGCUCAUACGCGCUCAAUCCUCCAAUGGAGACUUAUCGAAUAUGGAUGUCACUGCAACUGAGAAGAUGGUUCUUGAGAAUGAAGAGCGUUAUCGCAGGAUCAUUAACUUUCAGAAACUACUGCUGGAGAAGAUACGCCACAAACCAGAGUUCAACCGAAGUCGGAGAGCAGAUUCCAAAGUCGACGAAACAGACAUACCUUACGGUGACGCGAUCGCGAUCCGGUUUCAGUGCGGCAACGACAGGCAAGUCGUCAUGAUGGGUGCGGAUCAUACAGUAAAGGACCUCUACCAAAGAUUAUGUCACGUAUCGGGAUACACCAAAAUCAACCUUUUCGCAAAGGGUCGGCGGCUCAACAUCACUGAGAUGUCGAACGAGAAGCUUCAUGGCGUCGACUUUGGGGGACAGCUAUUAGUACAAAGGGCACCAGACGCGGAAGUCACUCGCCCGAUGCCCGGACAGGGUACGGGGUCUUCGGUGUUCGAAUCUACCGUACUCAAGCAUUUCGACGAACUGUUCUCCUUAAUGGACUCUGAUGACAACAUCAGUCAGAUGCUAUUCGAUUACUUGAGCUUCUUUCCGGCGCGGUAUGCUUUUGCAGAGAGCGUCGUGACCGGUGCGGCGCUAUCAGAGGAGCUCUUCCCUCCAGGAAAGUUCUAUCAGGCGAGAUACGCCGCUUUGGCUCUCGAGGCGAGGCUGGCAGAGCAAAUCCGUCAUUCUAAUCUGGACGAGAAGUUCCUGGGUCAUGCCAUACGCCAGCUGAACGAGGCUCUUCUCAAUCCUCGGCUCAUCAGCGACAACAUCUCGAGCUUCCAAGAGCUGCAGCUUGCAGCGGUACUCGUGCAUGCUCUGUUGGAGUUCCUUAGAGAACGCCCUUCUCCCGCCGCUUCGGCUGCUUACUUCUCAGAUGGCGCACGGCUCGGAAACCGCCUUGUGACGAUCCUAUGCAUGGCACUGGAAACAAAUGAAGACGCUACCGUAAUCCAGGAUUGUUACGGCACUAUCCUAGAGGCCUCACUCCACUCUCGAGUUAUUUGGGAAGCGUUCGUUGAGCAUCCUCAAUCUCCGCGACUCCACCGGGUUCUACUGUUGAGCGACCCCAGGCAGUCUGUGCGAGAGCAUGUCGCUCAGAAGAUCACAUCCGUCUGCGGCGGCGACCUUCCAUCCACAUGUCCGAUCACUAAAGGCGAGAUUGCCACACAAUUCUGGGCAGUCAUUUCCGAGCUCAUUCCGGGCUCAUUGUGCGUUCCCGCUCAAUCACAGCAACUGUUCAGCAUUGCCGAGCAAGUCUUCCGGGCGAAGGACGAGUACAAACGGGACGAACCUUCACUCCGACUUUACCUAAAAUCUUGGAGCGACCUGCUCUUGGAUCACCAACAUCAGGAAUUUGUCGGCCGGGACGACAUCGACCGCGUCGUUUUUGGGCUUACGAAACUCAUACUGUGCUGCAUACUGUCACUCAAGUCUUUUAAGAAGCCUCUUGGUGCAGGCGACUUGAUGGAAAAGAUCUUCAGGAAGUACAUCUUUACGAAGAGCUCCUCUACUGCAGUGGUCAGCGCAGCCACUGCUCCCAUACUGGAGUCUCACACAAGGCAUGAGAUGUACGAUCUCAUGCUUGCACUAGCUGAGGAUAGCAGCACGUACAAUAGCCUGGUCAAACUUGCAGCAGACGUAGAGACCGAGGAGAAUGAGCCAGCAAUACCAACGCUUGCAGUCGAUCGCUCCUUGGAAAUACGCUCUAGCACAGGCUAUGUGGGUCUGUACAACCCUCGUGCCAUCUGCUACGCGAACUCGCUUCUCACGCAGCUCUUCAUGAACCUCAAUUUCCGCAAGUUUAUUCUCGGUUUGGAGCUUCAGGAAGCCAGUGGCUCUCAAAAACUUCUUCUUGAGACCCAGAGACUGUUCACGAACAUGCAGCAUUCCUUCCGCAAAGCCGCGGAUCCCCGGAGCUUUGCAGCUUGCGUAAGGAACUCAGAACUCAUGCCAAUAGACAUCAGCGUUCAGAUGGACGCAGAUGAAUUCUACAAUUCCCUCUUCGAUCAGUGGGAACGACAGCUCAUCAAGGACGAGCACAAGCAGCAAUUUCGCUCAUUCUACGGAGGGCAAACCUUGAAUCAGAUCAAAUCCAAGGAAUGUGAGCAUGUCUCGGAACGAUCAGAGCCUUUCUUUGCAAUACAAUGCGAUGUUUUGGGCAAAGCAACGCUACAGGAGAGUCUCCAGGCUUUUGUUAGAGGCGAUGUCAUGGAAGGCGACAACAAGUACAAGUGCGAGAAGUGCGAUGGCAAAUACGUCGACGCAGUCAAGCGGACCUGUUUCAAGGAGGUGCCCGACAACCUCAUCUUCCACCUAAAGCGCUUCGAAUUCGACCUGGCCGAUUUUAGCCGUAGGAAGGUCUACGAUUAUUUCGAGUUCCCACCGACCAUUGACAUUAGCGCAUACCAUGUCGACCAUCUCAGUGACCCAAGCAAACCAAAAGAAGCCGACAUGUUCGAUCUUGUUGGUGUGCUCGUACACACGGGCACCUGCGAGCACGGUCAUUACUAUUCUUACAUUCGUGAGCGACCUUGUCCCACAGGAACCACGGCACAAACCUGGGUGGAAUUUGAUGAUAGCAGUGUUGGGUCUUUCGACCCAGCAGACAUUGCUUACAAAGCUUUCGGAGGCUUCACGGACGAUUCAUACAACCGCAUACCAAAACAAUACUCGGCAUAUAUGCUCUUCUAUCAACGCCGCACCGCUGUGGAUGAUGACCAGCGUGAGUGGGUCACUUCUGCAGACGGGAAAACGCUCAAGGUUCCCAUGCCGCCAACUCUCCAGAAGGAAGUUGAUUUUGCCAACGAGCUGUUUAUCCGAGAAUAUUCCCGCUUCGACCCCAAUCAUACAAGGUUCGUGCGGCAGCUGCAUGCUAUGUCACGUACACUCAACCACGGUUCUUGCUCCGAAGGACACACGCAGAUACUCGCUACCGACGAUAUUGCCCUUCUCAACAUGCUUCUUCGCUGCAUGCAUGCUAAAGUGCGGUCCCAGAUGCGCAUCUUUUUCAUCGACUGUCUCAAAGUCUUGCGAGAGAAAGAGCCCGCUCUGUACGGUCUAGAGGGCGCAGACAACGAGAUGGAUCUGGAAUCUUCCACUCCGACAAACGGUAUACUUUCAGAGAUUACCGCUAGGUUACGUGCCAUUGCAGACGAAUCUUACAUGGCCGUACGGGGCUGGGAUGAUUUCUAUCUCACGCUGACUCAACUGGCCGAGAUGGGCCAUCUGGAAACCGGUCUUCUAUUGGACCAUGGCUUCCUGGUAUUCUGCUUGAGGCUACUCUGCAUGCACUCGUACGCUAGAUUCCAGGACGACCAACCCGAUCUCUGGAGAAUCAUAAGCAAGAAGUCGGGUAUCUACAACAGAUUCAUUGGUUUCGUAUCAGCGUUGCUCUCACGCAUGAACACGAGUCUGCAACCUCUUCGCCACGAGCACGAUCGUCUGUCUACGCUGGAUCGGGAGACCUCGAGGUUUCCACUAACAUUCCACGAACGACAAGUUCUGUACCACUGGGACAGCGACCUGAAGGCGAUCGCGGUUCUAGACAAGGCCUUGGAAAUGUUCGAUGAGACAAAGUUGGAACACUUCCACCCGGGCGAUAUCGUCAAAUCGAUGCUCAAUUGGCAGGACCCACAAGUCCAGACUAAUCUUUUGAAGAGCAUCUACGAGGGUGUCUCCCUCGAAGCCCCUUUCUGCGAUUCUUACGUGAAAGCGGCACUCUCGUAUUGCGAGAGCUCUCCGAUGGUGGACAACGUUUACAAGAUCGUGACAACGGUUUCGAAGGCGGUCGCGUCAGCCAGUAGAAUGGACGAUGACCGUGUACCAGGAGGCUUGGCGGUUCUGGAUUUUGUUGGCGGUCUUCUGCAAACAAAGAAUGCGGCCAUCUUUCAACAAAAGCACCGACACAUAUUUUUUACAUGGAUCAUCGCGAAAAGCCGCAUAUGGGCCACUCCUUUGCUGCUACACGCACAAGACAGUGUGCGAAAAGGUGCACAUAUGCUGGUCUGCGAGCUAUACAAGAGCUACGAAGGAUGGCCUCUAGAUCUGGUGCAAAUGAGGUGGAGAGUACUCCGCGAGAUGGCCUCCGACAUGAUGGAGCGCAUUCUGUACGAGAAGGAUCACGGCAUGCUCAAACCUCAUCUAUCUCCUCUCAUCGAAACUUGCCGAUUUCUCGUUCAGCAGCUCUACGAUCUGAUCCAUAGCGAGGAUCCCGAAUUGGAUCCAUACAGAGACGACACCAACGACAGCUCUCGAAUUGCACACUGGACUGGAGAGAUAGAGCCAAGGCUAGAGACAUGGCCACAGGACGAUGGCCUAUCAGCGGAAGAUCUCUAUGAUCAUUCCGACUUUGGUAGUGAUUCAGAGACUGACAACAUACACGAUAACAACAUGUAA